Messenger RNA from Vollenhovia emeryi, 1782 nucleotides. It is a transcript of the gene Acat2, whose product is annotated as acetyl-CoA acetyltransferase, cytosolic. NCBI's taxonomy places the organism in Eukaryota, Metazoa, Arthropoda, Insecta, Hymenoptera, Formicidae. Bases 466 to 1650 code for a protein of 394 amino acids. The transcript is spliced from 8 exons. The record is from RefSeq and is a predicted model, not a curated record. Gene Ontology annotation, biological process: fatty acid beta-oxidation. Gene Ontology annotation, molecular function: acetyl-CoA C-acetyltransferase activity.
AAACAAUCAUGAUAAUGCUUUGCGUCACACGCUUCUUCCUGGUUGUGUUCCGAUGCUCACUGCCAGUACUGCAAAUCUAUAGCUUGCGUCACGUAUACUAUACAUUUCCAGUACUGGCAGUAUACAAUAUCGAAGCACAGGGCCUAUCGUUUCGCGCACGCAUACGCUCCGUCCGCUCGAUCGCCGGCGAUCCCGCAGUUGACAUUUUUUUUUACCAAGUAUACGUCACGUCCGAAAAAUCUCGAAACAGGCACGGAAGCAGCUGCCAGGACCCCCUCCCUCCUUUGAUCCUCCACUCUUCCUCCGCGCAAGUGCGCGCACGGCUUGACACACUUUCACACGGCACAGCCGCUCCUGGUACACGUCGUCGGAGCGCCCAUAUAAUUCCGUUAGGCAAUACCAGACGCGGCAGUCUUCGCGUGUUUUCCCGCAGGUCCGGUGGUGCCCCGAUUCGUGGCUGGCAAGAUGAGUGAUCGCACCGUGGUGAUAGUGUCCGCUGUUAGGACCCCCAUAGGGUCGUAUUGCGGGUCCUUGUCCUCGCUGAAAUCAUCGGAGCUAGGGAGUAUCGUUAUUAAGGAAUGCCUGACGAGAGCUGGGCUGAAAGGGUCGGAUGUGUCCGAGGUCAUUAUGGGACAGAUACUCACUGCGACCGAGGGCCAAAAUCCUGCGAGACAGGCAGCGAUAUGCGCCGGCAUACCUGUCCAUGUGCCUGCCUAUCAAGUGAACAUGCUCUGUGGUUCCGGUCUAAAGUCUGUAAUGGCUGGUUACUGUGCUAUAAAAACAGGGGAAAGCGAUGUAGUCGUGGCUGGUGGGCAGGAAAAUAUGAGCAGAGCGCCGCACGCCACUUAUCUCAGGACUGGGGUGAAAUUCGGAACUUGCAAUUUAAUUGACACACUACUAGACGACGGUCUGACAGACGCUUUCUAUAAUAUUCACAUGGCGGUGACAGCUGAGAAUAUUGCUGAAAAGUAUGCGAUAAGCAGGGAGGAACAGGAUUACUACGCGUGUAAGACUCAGCAGAAGACGGAGGUUGCCAUCGGCGCGGGGUAUUUCGAUAAGGAAAUCAUCCCGGUUACCAUUCCAGGCAAAAAGGAGUCGGUUGUUAUGUCGAAAGAUGAAUUCCCGAAAUUCGGGACGACCAUGGAGAAGCUGGCGAAGCUGAAACCGGCGUUUAAACCGAACAAUGGCACGGUUACCGCCGGCAAUGCGUCCGGUAUAAACGACGGUGCGGCUGCCGUAAUCCUAAUGUCCGAAGAAACUGCCGUGAAGAAAGGGAUCUCACCACUUGCCAGUAUUGUCGCAUUUGCACAGGUUGGAGUUGAGCCUAAAAUUAUGGGCAUCGGACCUAUUGAAGCUGUUAAAUUAGUCCUGAAAAAGGCAAAGUGGACGAAAGAGGAUGUGGACAUUUACGAGCUAAACGAGGCCUUCGCCGCGCAAGCGAUAGUGUGCGUUCGAGAACUCGGAUUAGAUCCCGAGAAAGUUAAUGUAAACGGCGGCGCUAUCGCCUUAGGUCAUCCCGUUGGCAUGUCAGGAACGAGAAUACUGGUCACUCUGUUGCACACUUUAGAAAGGACCGGAAAGAAAAAGGGUGUCGCGUCGUUGUGUAUAGGAGGGGGGAUGGGCAUCGCCAUUGCUGUUGAAAAGAAAUAACGAAUGUCUUCUCUUUAUUUAUAUAUAUAUAUACUUCUUAUAUAAAACUUAUUAUAUUUUUAUUGAAGCGUUUCUUGCUACAAAUGGCCUUUCUGUUACGUUGAAUAAAGGGAUAUUUAUUACUGUUCUGUA